This is a messenger RNA of Octopus bimaculoides (California two-spot octopus), 2256 nucleotides long. RefSeq lists its product as uncharacterized. Gene Ontology annotation, molecular function: zinc ion binding; metalloendopeptidase activity. NCBI's taxonomy places the organism in Eukaryota, Metazoa, Mollusca, Cephalopoda, Octopoda, Octopodidae. Gene Ontology annotation, biological process: proteolysis. The record is from RefSeq and is a predicted model, not a curated record.
UCCAGCAACAACGAUGAACUGGCGACACACAGACACAUUGCUGCUUUCUGCCCUUAUGAUUAUCGUUUGCUUUCAACUUCAUAUUUCAUACGCUGACGUUGAAGUACAAACAGCGACUCCAGAUAACUCUUAUGUGGAACAAACAGUUGAAGGUUACCGAACAGUACCGGAGAUGGUAACACGACCUACACACCAAGAGCCCCAGCAUGAUUUUUAUUCUAGGUUAGACAAUGGAAGAUAUAGAAGAAGCGCUGUUCCUUCAUACCAUCGAUGGCCCAAUGCCGUAAUACCAUAUGUUUUUGCUAAACAUUUUAAUUAUAAACUCAAGCAGAGAGUCAGAAAAGCCAUGUACAUUUGGCAAAAGUAUACCUGCGUGCAGUUUCGGCCCAAAAGACAUAAUGACAAAAAUUGGGUUAAUAUUAAAACAAGGGGCUGUUAUUCCAAUGUUGGAAUGGCCGGUCGUGGUCAAAGUCAAAGUCUUGGCUUAGGAUACGCUUGCGAAGGGCUUAGAUCGAUUUUACAUGAACUAGCACAUUCCAUAGGAUUAAACCAUGAACAUAACCGCCCGGAUCGUGAUCAUUAUAUAAACGUAUAUCCACACAGAAUACAGGGAAAUCUUGGCUUUAAUUUCAAGAAACUCGACAGCAGCAAAGUAUUCACUUUUGGUACACCUUAUGACUUUUACAGCAUCACGCAUUAUAGCAGUCGUACUUUCGCGAGGGGGCGCGAAGAACCUAUUGUCACUAAAGAUAAAAGAAUGAUGGCCGUUAUCGGGACAAUUAAUAACCCAAGCUUCUAUAAUUACAAAAUCGUUAACCUGAUGUAUAAAUGUGGUGCGAAAUGUCCCAAAAAACGAUGUCGAGGCGAAGGCUUCCUUUCAAGAGAUUGUAUUUGCUACUGUAAGACAAACACUCCUACAGACCCUGUAAGGAAAUGUUCUGAGCUUGAAUGUCGAGACGUAAUUACCACGUGUAGACAGAAGGCUAAACAUAAUGGAUGUAUGCGCAAUCUUAAUUUUAUGUCGAAGUAUUGCAAGAAAACGUGCGGAAAAUGCCCGGGAAGAAACAUAUAUGAAAGGAAAAAACCUGAAUGUCGAGACCUAAUUACCACGUGUAGACAGAAGGCUAAAUAUAAUGGAUGUACGCGCAAUUUUCAUUAUAUGUCGAAUUUUUGCAAGAAAACAUGCGGAAAAUGCCCGGGAAGAAACAUAUAUCAAAGGAAAAAACCUGAAUGUCGAGACCUAAUUACCACGUGUAGACAGAAGGCUAAAUAUAAUGGAUGUACGCGCAAUUUUCAUUAUAUGUCGAAUUUUUGCAAGAAAACAUGCGGAAAAUGCCCGGGAAGAAACAUAUAUCAAAGGAAAAAGCCUGAAUGUCGAGACCUGAUGAAUUGUAAAUAUAUUCGUAGAGUUUAUAAAUGUAAAGCCCGGAAACAUUUUGUAUCGAAGAAAUGCAGAAAAACGUGUGGAUAUUGCUAAGGAAGCAACAAGUUUUAUAAGAAAUAAUAGAAAGAGGGUCUGAAAAAGAAAGAAAAGAAACCUGGAUAUUUUAUUAUAUAAAAACCUUUACAUUUAAGAGCGGAUAUAUGAUCUGAAUUAUAACAGCAACGAACUAAUUUUUAUAGAAGUGUUAAACAGAAUUUCAUUUAUAUUCCUAUUUUCAAACACUGAAAUAUUAUAUUUCACCGAUUGAAUCUUACGAAAAAAGAGCCGGAGCUCUAUGAAAUCAAACUUGUGGUCUGUCGUGUUUAUUGGAGUCUAAUGAGAGAUGAAAUGUGCGAAUCUGCUACGAAUGUCCUAUAAAACUCCAGGGUCAGAAAUGUUGCUUACACUGCUUCAAUACAGUAAUGGUUUAGGAAAAUAAAACACAAAUCUGCGCUGAUGAGGACUGAUGCCGCCAACCGAAGAGACCAAUGGUUCGUGUCUUGGCAAUACUGUCUUAGCAAGAAUUAAAAUAACACAAAUACAUAUAAUUGUUUAACAGAACAGCAAGAACUCAUGCAAUGAUAACAAGAACAACAUAAAGAUAAGUUUGUUAUGAUAUCAGAAUAAACAGCAGUUCUGCCUACAUUAUCUUUCUCAAUAACAACAGCAACAACAUAAGUGACAAUAAAUGUAAAAUGAUGUUAACAAGAGAGUAAAUAUGGCACUGUUCUAUGUGAAUUUCUAAGCAGUUACUGGCCAUUUAUUUGUAGUCAACGAAAUAAAAUUGUCAAAUGGUUGAUGUUUGAACUUAAUAAAUUUUAAUUAAUUCUUGA